AUGAUGUUUGGACAGGACACAGUCAUGAAAUGCUUUUCUGGCUCUGGCUUGAAGGACUCUGCAGCCGAGCUUCCCAAGACAGACUCCGUGGCACGAAGUAUUGAUACCACUCACAGCACCACAGAGACCCCCUCUACACAGGAAGACAUCCACACGCCACAUGCCAUACCACCGAGCCCCUCCAGUCCUGCCUCAUCACACACUCUAUCCGCCGGAUCUUCUGACCACGACGGACACGAUCGCACCGCAGCUCCCAAAAGCGGACCCAGCAGCAUAAAACCCAUCCACAUCAACGGCACCAUCACCCACGACUACGCAAUCCUCGAAUUCAGCUACUACAUGUCUCCCGGUAUGAAGAAACGUAAUCAAGCCUGGGAGACACAGGAAGUUGCCGUCCUGCUCGAUGCGCGAGUGGAUGAUCUUAGAGAAGUCUGCGCGGAUGAAUGCAGAGCGACGCGGAGACGGAAUCAUGGGUUCAUGUUGGAGUUGAAGGGGGAGGGCGAGGGCGUACAUAUGAAAGCUUCAAUCGAGUUUUAUGAUGAGAGGGAUUUGUAUGCUAAUCCGAAUGGGGAGGGGAGGUAUCGGGUUGAGAGGGUUAGGGAUUUGUUUACUGCGGAUGAAGUGGAGCUCGAAAACUCACCCACCCCCUUCGAAAUCCCCAUCGCAGUCGAAGUCGCCCUCCUAUCCGAAUCUCACCCAAUGACCCUCUCCCGCCCGUCCCAAUACACCUACCUCCGUCUCGGCGGCCGCAAGCUCGCCGAUCCCCAUGCCUCACCGCACCAAGCCCUCGUAGAAGGGCUCUACCUCCGCCACGGCCACGACCCUCUUCGCAGCCCAGCCUACCUCUGGGCCCCGGAACGUGUCAUCAACGGCGUCAAGAUAGGCUCCCUCGCAGUUCCAGUCCUGCCUGGCGGCGAGCCUGGCAAGGAGGAGUUGGAGGUUAUGGAUCCUGUUCUGCGGACGGAGGUUCUUAGGGAUAUGCGAAAUCCUCGGAUGUCCCCUUCGGUCGGUGUGGCGAAGAAGAUGGAGAAGUCGAUGACGACGGGGACUGUCCCGGUUCUUCCAAGUAUGACUUUCACCACCCACAACCCCCCAGCCACCAUCAUCAACGACUCCAGCCCAACCUACCUCGCCAUCCGCCUCCUCAACCACCUCCAAACCCUAGACCUCGCCCACAUCCCCCUACCGUCAAACCUCCUCAUGACCCUCACCGGCCCCUCUCACGGCAAGAAAAUGCUCAACGCCAUGACUUCCGCCCUCUCGGAUUACCUCCCCUCCACCGCGCCGGAGCUGUUCAAGUCCGGGGCGCAUUGGGAUAUCAGAUGGUGGGUCUUGCCACAGGUUUCUAGUGGAGGUGAAGGGAAGGUGGGAAAGUUGUGUAGGUUUGAGGGUGGGAGUAUUGAGAGGUUUUUGGAUGUGGGGAUGGUGGAGAGGGGGAGGAGGGAGGUGUAUGUAUGUUGA
Messenger RNA from Fulvia fulva, 1461 nucleotides. RefSeq lists its product as uncharacterized. The transcript is spliced from 3 exons. NCBI's taxonomy places the organism in Eukaryota, Fungi, Ascomycota, Dothideomycetes, Mycosphaerellales, Mycosphaerellaceae. Bases 1 to 1461 code for a protein of 486 amino acids. The record is from RefSeq and is a predicted model, not a curated record.